Prunus armeniaca (apricot) is the source of this 459-nucleotide messenger RNA. The record is from the annotation of a GenBank genome assembly. Lineage: Eukaryota; Viridiplantae; Streptophyta; Magnoliopsida; Rosales; Rosaceae.
AUGACGAUGAACAGUACUUGUUGGAGGGAACAAUUAAUCGGAGGAAAGACUGAUAGAGCAUCAAUUGUGAGAUAUGCAAUUGAUUAUAUAAAGGAGCUUCUGUGGUUAGUGGAAGAGCUGAAAAUAUUGCUGGUGGAGAAGAAAAGGUGUGGGAGAGAGAGGCACCAGACUGAACAAGAUGGUGGUGCUGGCGAUGUUAGUAUCAAGCUGGUUCAGACGAAGAAGUUCAAUUCGUUGCUGUAUGUGUCAAAGCUUCUUGAUGAGCUGCAGCUUGAUCUCCACCAUGCUGAAGGUGUUACAUUGGCAAUUCCUACAGCUUCUUGUUCAACACCAAGGGUUUACUUUUCAUUUGUACUGAUGCAUGAAGGGUCUUUUUUGUAUGCAAAAGCUAUAGAUGACAAGCUCAUUGAGGUUCUGGACGGACAAUAUGCAGCAGUUCCACCUACCAGUAGUUAUUAG